This is a messenger RNA of Oncorhynchus kisutch (coho salmon), 8816 nucleotides long. Its product is annotated as ankyrin repeat and IBR domain-containing protein 1-like. The record is from RefSeq and is a predicted model, not a curated record. Gene Ontology annotation, biological process: protein ubiquitination. Gene Ontology annotation, molecular function: zinc ion binding; ubiquitin-protein transferase activity; protein binding. The coding region runs from base 316 to 3639 and encodes 1107 amino acids. The transcript has 20 exons. Lineage: Eukaryota; Metazoa; Chordata; Actinopteri; Salmoniformes; Salmonidae.
GCCAACUAACUACACACAGCCAACUAUACACACAGCCAGCUACACCCAGCAACACACAGCCAACUACACACACACACUGCCAGCUACACACAGCCAGCUACACCCGCAGACUAACAGCUAGAAGGACAACAGAAGCCUUAUGGAAUAUCAGCGUUGCCUGACAGAAGAAUAGAGUCACUGGCAACAGGACAACAUUCUGGGGAACCGCAAGAGCCUCUUUUGAGCAUCAAUAUGCUGUCCUUCUGCAGUUGGUCAGGUUGAAAUAUCACCAAACGCCUUCAGGUUGAAGCUCCUCCUGGUAGAAUCUGAGGGGCGAUGGGGAACACAGCCACUAAAUUCCGCAAGGCUCUGAUAAACGGUGACGAGGGUCUGGCCUAUCAGCUGUAUGAGGGGAGCCCCCAGUUUAAAGAGAGCCUGGACCCCAACACUUCAUAUGGCGAACCCUACCAACAUAACACUCCUCUGCACUACGCCGCCAGGCACGCCAUGACACGACUCAUCAGGUCCUUUCUCUUCAGUAAGGACGGCAACCCCAACAAGCGUAACGUUCACAAUGAGACGUCCCUCCAUCUCCUCUGUAUGGGCCCCCAGAUCCUAAUGGGGGAGGGGCCUCUGCAGCCGCGGCUGGCCCGACCCGAGCUGGACGAGAUGAAGAGGGCAGAGUGUCUCCAGAUCAUCCUGAAAUGGACCGGAGCCAAGCUGGACCAGGGAGAGUAUGAGAACGCCAACGUCAACUUCACUGACAACAAGAAGAACACAUCGCUGCACUACGCAGCCGCCUCGGGGUUGAAGAAGUGUGUUGAGAUUCUAGUAAAUAGGGAAGCGGACCUGUUUGCGGAGAAUGAGGACCGUGAGACGCCGUGUGACUGUGCAGAGAAGCAGCAUCACAAGGAGCUGGCCCUCAGCCUGGAGUCUCGGAUGGUCUUCAGUCUGGUCCCAGAAGGCAUAGAGGCAGAGUACACUGCUCUGGACCACAGAGAGCUAUACGAGGGUCUGAGGCCUCAGGAGCUGCGUCGUCUGAAGGACAUGCUGAUAGUGGAGACGGCAGACAUGCUGCAGACCCCUCUCUUUACUGCUGAGGCUCUGCUUAGAGCACAUGACUGGGACAGAGAGAACCUGCUGGAGGCCUGGAUGUCUAACGCUGAGGAAUGCUGCCAGCGGUCUGGGGUCCACAUGCCCAGUGCUCCUCCUAGUGGGUACAACGCCUGGGACACCCUGCCGUCCCCUCGUACCCCCAGGACCACAGGCUCCUCCAUCACCUCCCCUGACGAGAUCAGCCUCUCCCCCGGGGACGACGAUAGAACACCGUGUGGUAUCUGUAUGUGCCCCCUCUCUAUCUUCGAGGAACCGGUUGACAUGUCAUGUGGUCACGAGUUCUGCCGAGCCUGCUGGGAAGGGUUUCUGAAUCUGAAGAUUCAGGAAGGGGAGGCUCACAACAUCUUCUGCCCGGCGCACGACUGCUUCCAGCUGGUUCCUGUGGAGGUCAUAGAGAGUGUCGUCUCCAGAGAGAUGGACAAGCGCUACCUGCAGUUCGACAUCAAGGCGUUUGUGGAGAACAACCCAGCUAUCCGCUGGUGUCCCAAGGCGGGCUGUGAGCGGGCGGUGCGUCUCUCAUCCCGGGGUCCAGGUAGCAGCUCCUCGGACCCGUUCAGUCUACCUCUCCUCAGAGCGCCCGCUGUGGACUGUGGCAAGGGACACGUGUUCUGUUGGGAGUGCCAGGGAGAAGCCCAUGAACCAUGCGACUGCCAGACAUGGAAGAUGUGGCUGGCUGAAGUGACUGAGAUGAGACCCCAAGAAUUGGCUGGUGUGAGUGAAGCCUAUGAAGACGCAGCCAACUGCUUGUGGUUACUGUCAAACGCCAAACCCUGCGCCAACUGCAAGUCUCCUAUUCAGAAGAACGAAGGCUGCAACCACAUGCAGUGUGCUAAGUGUAAGUAUGACUUCUGCUGGAUCUGUCUGGAGGAAUGGAAGAAACACAGCUCUUCUACUGGAGGUUACUACCGCUGUACCCGCUAUGAGGUCAUCAACCAGGUGGAGGAGCAGAACAAAGACAUGACUGUGGAGGCUGAGAAGAAGCACAAGGGAUUCCAGGAACUGGACCGCUUCAUGCACUACUACACCCGCUUCCAGAACCAUGAACACAGCUACCAGCUGGAGCAGCGCCUGUUGAAGACCGCCAAAGACAAGAUGGAACAGCUGAGCAGAGCCUUGAGUGGACGAGACGGAGGCCCACCUGACACUACGUUCAUUGAAGAUGCUGUACUGGAGCUGCUGAAGACGCGUCGCAUCCUCAAGUGCUCUUACCCCUACGGCUUCUUCCUGGAGAUCAAAUCCACCAAGAAAGAGAUUUUUGAACUUAUGCAGACUGACUUGGAGAUGGUGACAGAGGACCUAGCUCAGAAAGUCAACCGUCCUUACCUCCGAACUCCCCGUCAUAAGAUCAUCCGAGCGGCCUGUUUGGUGCAGCAGAAGAGACAGGAGUUCCUGGCCUCCGUCGCCCGGGGGGUGGCCCCCAGCGACUCCCCAGAGGCCCCUAGACGCAGUUUUGGAGGUGGAACGUGGGACUGGGAGUAUUUGGGCUUUGCAUCUCCUGAGGAGUAUGCAGAGUUUCAAUACCGGAGGAGACACAGGGAUCGUCAGCAGAGGAGACAGAGAGGGGACAUUCCCCAUCUUGACGAGCCUAGCGACUGCACUUUAGACACACAGGAAAUGGGAGGUGGGCGAAGACCUGGUCCCCCCAUGGGCUCAUUGGACGAGGACGAUGCCAACAUCCUAUUGGCUAUCCAGCUGUCACUCCAAGAGUCUGGGUUGGCGACGGCCGGGGACACUCCAGAGUUGGUGUCCAAUGAGGCGUCCCUGGGGGCCAUCGGCACCUCCCUCCCGUCCAGACUGGACGCGGAGUCCCAGAGGGUGGAGGUGGGGCCCCGGGGGGCCGUCAGCAGCCAGCGGCUCUAUGAAGGGGUUCCAGGGGUCUAUGCGUUACACCACCACCACUCAUCCCAGCAGCACUACAGCAACCACAAUCUCAACCCGUUUAGGGAGCCUUCUUCAGGCCAGGCUCUGUUCUCGUCCUCCAGUGGUACUGCGGACUCCACUACCACCGCAUCAACAGGGCUCCAGGACCCCUCACACCCAAACACCAAUCUGCUGGGUAACAUCAUGGCCUGGUUCCAUGACAUGAACCCUCAGAGCAUCACCCUCAUCCCCUCCACCACCACCACCACCACCACCUCCUCAGACACAGACCUAGACUUCAACACGGCAGCACAGACCACGGCCAACACAGCCUCCGAGGUGGAGGAGGAGGAGGUCCAAGCUGACCUCCACCAGCCCCGUGCCAAACCCCAGAAAGGUGAGGGCGAGCUGGGGGAAGAUGUGGACUGUUUCCCCUUCCUUUCUCAUGGCCUGGAGAAGAAGGAGGCUGAGAGGGAGAGACCCACCCAUCUAGACCUGACGGUGGGGUCAGAGGUCAUGGCCCCGUCCUACAUGGUGACUACCGGGACAGGGGACCGGGCCGGGGAGAGGCUCGCUGGGGGUAACAUCGUUCGCGUUGACACGCCCAUGUGUGACUCUGUGACCUCUGACCUUCUGCCUAGCACCAGCUCUUCAGAAUGGGAGGAGCAGAUACACCUUGUCUGAUUGGUGGAGAAAAAAAACUCUUAAGUGCGGACGGAGGAGAUACACCUGGUCUGAUUUAUGAUUGGAGGAAAAUGCUGAGUUGGUGGAGCAAAUCCACCUGUUUAUGACUCUGAUUGGUGGAAACAUAUGAGAUGGGAGGAGCAAAGUCUCCUGGUCUGAUAGAAGACAGAAGCCUUCAGAGGGGUCAAACCACUGACAUGCAGAGAGAGAGAGAGAGAGGAACAAUCCGGACUGAGAGGGGACAUUACCAAGUAGCCAGUGAUGGUGUUGGGGGGGAAUUUAAUCCUGACUUGAUUGUAGUGUUAGGAGGAGAUAUAUGAUGAUGGAGUGUGUUUCUCUUUCUAGUGUUUACAAGUACACAUUAAACACUUGAUAGCUGGUCUAUACUGGCAUGAGAUGCCCCCUCCUCCCGGGUGAACGACGGACGGAGGACUGGAUGGACUCCUAAGAAGCGAGAUGGAAGGUGUUUGACUGGGUGUUGUUGGUAUUAUAUUACCCACAAUGGAUAUUUGCUGAAAACAGAAUGACGAUCAAGUUGCUUCUCUCUGAUGAUCUGUUCAGAUUACAACAUGAGGUCAUUAUACUGCAUUAUUAUAGUGAAUACAUUUUCACAGGAGUUUUUGAUCUCGUUUUUUUUUUUUUUUGAUAUUGAUGAUCAUAUUCUUAAAUGUUUUCCGCUGAAAUAUACUGUAUUGUGUUUGGACUUGGUUCUGAGGGAGGUUGUAAUCAGCUGUACAGGAGAGUUCUGAGGGAGGUUGUAAUCAGCUGUACAGGAGAGUUCUGAGGGAGGUUGUAAUCAGCUGUACAGGAGAGUUCUGAGGGAGGUUGUAAUCAGCUGUACAGGAGAGUUCUGAGGGAGGUUGUAAUCAGCUGUACAGGAGAGCAAUGCUGUGCUGCCUGCUUCUAGUAGUGUUAUUAUCCCAAUAUAACAGUGUACAGUCUGACUCAGCGGAAAAACCUCUCAGUCCCGUCCAGAUCUGCCUAAUGUUUCUGUAAAUUGGUAGGUGUCAAACACUGGCUAACAAAAGCACCGUUUGUAAUCACUAAUCACUAAGUGGACUCCAAAAACUAAUUGUGCCUGCUUAGAUCUAUUCCAUGUUGUUGUACUGAACCCAUUAGAAGACUGUCUGACUGACAGCCUGAUGUUUGUCAAGUAUUCAUGAAGAUGGACGAGGCUAGAACCCAUUAGAAGACCGUCUUCAUGGACGAGGCUAGAACCCAUUAGAAGACUGUCUUCAUGAAGAUGGACGAGGCUAGAACCCGUUAGAAGACUGUAUUCAUGAAGAUGGACGAGGCUAGAACCCAUUAGAAGACUGUCUUCAUGGACGAGGCUAGAACCCAUUAGAAGACUGUCUUCAUGGACGAGGCUAGAACCCAUUAGAAGACUGUCUUCAUGAAGAUGGACGAGGCUAGAACCCAUUAGAAGACUGUCUUCAUGAAGAUGGACGAGGCUAGAACCCAUUAGAAGACUGUCUUCAUGAAUAUGGAUGAGGCUAGAACCCAUUAGAAGACUGUCUUCAUGAAGAUGGACGAGGCUAGAACCCAUUAGAAGACUGUCUUCAUGAAGAUGGAUGAGGUUAGAACCCAUUAGAAGACUGUCUUCAUGAAGAUGGACGAGGCUAGAACCCAUUAGAAGAUUGUCUUCAUGAAGAUGGACUAGGCUAGAACCCAUUCGAAGACAGUCUUCAUGAAGAUGGACGAGGCUAGAACCCAUUAGAAGACAGUCUUCAUGAAGAUGGACGAGGCUAGAACCCAUUAGAAGACAGUCUUCAUGAAGAUGGACGAGGCCAGAACCCAUUAGAAGACUGUCUUCAUGAAGAUGGACGAGGCUAGAACCCAUUAGAAGACUGUCUUCAUGAAGAUGGACGAGGCCAGUAGCCCUGAAGGGACAAUAGAGAGGAACAAUCUGCUGCUGUUCACUCCAAUAGGAAAACAUCAGUAGUUAAAGAGGAGAAUUGUAAUCAGAUACGUUGUUCAUGUUUAUACCUAAUAAUGAUGUCACUGGUUCAUUCUGAACUAUUAUAGGGCUGCUUUCUCAGACGACCCCUUGGUCCUGGACUAAACAUCACUUUCAAUGGAGAAUGUCCAUUCACCACUGCUCUCUUAUCCCAGAACUAGGUUUAGGCCGAAUGAGGAAACCGGUCCGUUUUAUAAAGAUAUAUAUAAACCUGUUACGAAAGUUUUAAGCCUUGAUGGGACUCAGCAACUACAGUAGAGGGGUUCAGUGGGUCGUAAAAAAUGGUUCUCUACGCAAUUCAUUACAGUGCCUUUAUGUCAAUCUUUUUAAAUAUAUUGCCACAUUUUUACAGAGGUCUUACAGUAAGUAAUCAUGUGUAGCUACACUAUAUAUACAAAAGUAUGUGGACACCCCUUCAAAUGAGUGGAUUCGGCUAUUUCAGACACAUCUGUUGCCGACAGAUGAGCACGCCGCCAUGCAAUCUCCAUAGACAAAACAAUGGUAGUAGAAUCGCCUUAGUGAAGAGCUCAUUGACGUUCAACGUGGCACCGUCGUAGGAUGCCACCUUUCCAGCAAGUCAGUUUGUAAAAUUUCUGCCCUGCUAAAGCUGCCCCCGGUCAACUGUAAGUUCUGUUAUUGUGAAGUGGAAAUGUCCAAGAGCAACAACGGCUCAGCCGCUAAGUGGUAGGCCACAUAAGCUCACAGAAUGGGACCACCCGAGCGCUUGGCACGUAACAAUCGUCUGACCUCGGUUGCAACACUCACUACUGAGUUUCAAACUGCCUCUGGAAGCAACGUCGGCACAAGAACUGUUCGUUGAGAGCUUCAUGAAAUGGGUUUCCAUGGCCGAGCAGCCGCACACAAGCCUAACAUCACCAUGCGCAAUGCCAAGCGUCGGCUGGAGUGGUGUAAAGCUCACCACCAUUGGAUUCUGGAGUAGUGGAAACACAUGCUCUGGAGUGAUGAACCACGCUUCACCAUCUGGCAGUCUGACGGAUGAAUCUGGGUUUUCCGAAUGCCAGGAGAACACUACCUGCCUGAAUGCAUAGUGCCAACUGUAAAGUUUGGUGGAGGAGGUUUUUCAUGGUUCGAGCCCCUUAGUUCGAGUGAAGGGAAAUCUUAAUGCUACAGCAUACAAUGACAUUCUAGAUGAUUCUCUGCUUCCAACUUUGAGACAAACGUUUUGGAAAGGCCCUUUCCUAUUUCAGCAUGACAAUGCCCCCGUUCACAAAGCGAGGUCCAUACGGAAAUGGUUUGUCGAGAUUGGUGUGGAAGAACUUGACUGGCCUGCACAAAGCUCUGACCUCAACCCUAUCGAACACCUUUGGGAUGAAUUGGAACGCAGACUGCGAGCCAGGAGGCCUAAUCGCCCAACAUCAAUGCGCUGACCUCACUAAUGCUCUUGUGACUGAAUGGAAGGAAGUCCCCUCAGUAAUGUUCCAACCUCUAGUGGAAAGCCUUCCCAGAAGAGUGGAGGCUGUUAUAGCAGCAAUGUUCCAACCUCUAGUGGAAAACCUUCCCAGAAGAGUGGAGGCUGUUAUAGCAGCAAUGUUCCAACAUCUAGUGGAAAGCCUUCCCAGAAGAGAGGAGGCUGUUAUAGCAGCAAUGUUCCAACAUCUAGCGGAAAGCCUUCCCAGAAGAGUGGAGGCUGUUAUAGCAGAAAUGUUCCAACCUCUAGUGGAAAGCCUUCCUAGAAGAGAGGAGGCUGUUAGAGCAGCAAUGUUCCAACAUCUAGUGGAAAGCCUUCCCAGAAGAGUGGAGGCUGUUAUAGCAGCAAUGUUCCAACAUCUAGUGGAAAGCCUUCCCAGAAGAGAGGAGGCUGUUAUAGCAGCAAUGUUCCAACAUCUAGUGGAAAGCCUUCCCAGAAGAGAGGAGGCUGUUAUAGCAGCAAAGGGGAGGACCAACUCCAUAUUUAAUACCCAUGUUUUUUGGAAUGAGAUGUUGGACGUUCAGGUGUCCACAUACUUUUGAUCAUGUAGUGUACAAACUACAAACACACGUUAUAGAAAUUCCACUCACAACACUAACACGUGUCCAAACCUGCUACUUUUUUUAAAAAGAGAUUUUUAUAAUUGUAGCCUCUCUUUAGUGUUCAAGUUGUUUCCCCAGAGUGUGUUAUUUCUAUAGUGUUUUAUAAAUUUACAUCUCUGAUUUUGACCUGAUGAUAUUGAACACUGUUUUACUGGUUUGUUAGUUAUUUCGUUGCGGGUGGGCUUUGGUGGGUUGUUCUUGGAUGGACAGACAUAUCUGUGGGUUCGAUAACCGAUCUACAAGUUGAUGACGAGUGUUUGACUUUUUGGGGGGAAAGGUAUUUAUAAAAUGUAUCCUGGAGCAGAAAACACAAUGUAGGACAGUGGGGGGAAAAGAAACAGACGUAUUUAUUUAAAUUUAAUUGAAUACAUUUAAAUUUAAACUUUCUUAUUACAAUUUGAAAAUGGAUAUCGAGAUAUACUGAAUAACUAAUUUUGAAAGAAAAAAAACUAGUUGUAUUGAUUUGUUGCCUAUAUAAAGUAUUAAUAAAUGAUAAAUUAUAUUUCAACGUUUCACAUUUUGGAAUUGAUCUUUAGCCAAACCUAGUGUGAUUUGUAUUGGAAGUAAUUGAUCUUUAGCCAAACCUAGUGUGAUUUGUAUUGGAAGUAAUUGAUCUUUAGCCAAACCUAGUGUGAUUUGUAUUGGCAGUAAUUGAUCUUUAGCCAAACCUAGUGUGAUUUGUAUUGGCAGUAAUUGAUCUUUAGCCAAACCUAGUGUGAUUUGUAUUGGAAGUAAUUGAUCUUUAGCCAAACCUAGUGUGAUUUGUAUUGGAAGUAAUUGUAAAGUGACUUUUGAAACAACCGCUGAAGAAACUAAUUGCAUUGAAACGUGUCUUGCAAACGUCAAGCUGUGAGUGCCGUACACGAAGCUGGUGAACUUGUGGGACUUCAGUCAUGUAAAUUGAUUUGUCCUUGAUGUAACAGUUUCAGCUGUGCAUGAAAUGAGUAAAACAUGAAAUUACAUUUGAAUUUGGAUUUUCUUGGCAUUUUUACUUUUUAAAAAAUAUAUAAUUUUUUUUAUUAAUUAAUUUAAAAAAAAAGGCAAAUGUUGUUGAAAGCCAUUACAUGUUUAUUAUGAAGCAACUAAUCCUUGAAAUACUAUUUGCACUUUCAUUUCUAUACCUUAUACAUUCCCUCUUGAAAUGAAAAACAUACUGUUUUGAUGUGUGGCCAAUAAACAUUGAAUUUUA